Nymphalis io (European peacock) is the source of this 1203-nucleotide messenger RNA. Its product is annotated as glutamine synthetase 1, mitochondrial-like. Bases 1 to 1203 code for a protein of 400 amino acids. The transcript has a single exon. Lineage: Eukaryota; Metazoa; Arthropoda; Insecta; Lepidoptera; Nymphalidae. Gene Ontology annotation, molecular function: glutamine synthetase activity. The record is from RefSeq and is a predicted model, not a curated record. Gene Ontology annotation, cellular component: cytoplasm.
AUGGAAGGCCUAGUAAAGUGUUUGUCAUUGUUGCAAAAACAUACAAAGUUACUUUCUAUGCCGAGAAGAUAUAUGCUAAAAGAAUCUAUUAAUCAUAUAUUGAAUAAAAAAGUUAUGGAUAGGUAUAUAAGAUUACCUGUGCCCUGUAACAAGGUUUUGGCGACUUAUUGCUGGAUUGACGGCUCAGGCAUAAAUAUGAGAUGUAAAGACAGAAUUUUGAAUUGUACUCCUCACAGCGCUGACGCAGCACCCGGAUGGGCUUUCGACGGCAGUUCUACAGGCCAGGCUACCACUGCUAACUCUGACACAUCUUUGAAGCCAUGUGCAGUGUAUAAAGAUCCAUUUAGACUAGAACCUCAUGUACUCGUUCUAAGUGAAGUUUAUAUGGGAGAUGGUUCACCAGCUCUUACAAAUCAUAGGAAGUUUUGCAACGAUCUGUGUGAAUUUCAUAAAGCAGAUGAACCUUGGUUCGGUCUAGAACAAGAGUAUACGAUGCUAGAUAUGGAUGGUUGGGGCUUGGGGUGGCCUAAAGGUGGAGGUUUUCCCGCUGUCAAUUAUGAAUUUUCUUACUGUGGUAUUGGAGCAAAGUACAUAGCUGGAAGGGAUAUUUGUGAAGCUCAUACUAAAUGUUGCCUAUAUGCUGGAUGUGACUUUGAAGGCACUAAUGCCGAAGUAAUGUUUGCUUGCUGGGAAUGGCAAAUAGGAACAACUAUUGGAAUUAAAGCUCCAGAUGAUAUGUGGAUGUCACGAUACAUAAUGGGUCGAGUGUCUGAAGACUAUGGUGUAGUUAUUACUUAUCAUCCCAAGCCCAUGGGACCGAAACAUCCAGGAGUAGGCAUGCAUCACAACUUUAGUACUAAAAGAAUGCGUUCGGAUGGCGGUUAUAAGUUUAUCGAAGAGUGUAUCAAAAGAUUGGAAAAAAAUCAUAUGAAGCACAUGAAGAAUUACGGGAACGACGAAUUAACCAACCGAAUGCGUUUAUCCGGAAAAUUUGAAACUGCUCCAUUCGAAAAGUUUUCUUGGGGAAUUGCGAAUAGAAAAUCUUCUAUUCGUCUGCAAAGAAAUAUUAAGGAAAAAGGAAAGGGAUUCAUGGAAGAUAGGAGACCAGCUGGAGACUGCGAUCCUUACCUUGUCUGUGGAUUACUGAUGGAUACAUGCUUAGGGUCAGCUGGAGGCGGUAAAGGAGCUAAUAAAUGUAAGUAA